AUGAGUUUUCUGAACCUUCGAAGCAAUUCUCGUACUUCGACUUUCAAUGCGCUCGACCUUCCCGAUGAGGUUCUCGCCGGGAUUUUCCACAGGUUUUUGAUUUAGAAUAAAAAAAGAAAAAUAAAAUAAUAUUUGAUUUGAAGAUGUUCGCCAGUCGAUUUGACAAGGUGUGCCUUGGUUUGCCACCGAUUCCGCGAAGUUAUCGAAGAUGAAGAGGAAAAAAAGGCGAGGUUUUUGAGAAGUUGGCAACGGACCAGGAUCUUCAUCUGCGAUCGCCGAAGGUUUGUUUUCGAAUGGAAAAAAAUAUUUACUCACUAUUACUUUUCAAAUCUGUCUUGUUUUUCAUUUCUGAAAACAGUCAUGAUUUAGGAGUUUCAUCUUCGGUUCCAGCUUUAAAAUAGUUUCACUAGUUUUUAAAAUGAUCAAAUUUUUCUCAUUUUUUUGUUCAAAAAAAUAGGAUGAUCAGCUGUUUUGUGGGGCUCAUGCCAUGUUAUUUCCAAUACGAAAAAAAGAAAAAUACUUUUUCAAUUUUUUUAUUUGAAAGGACAUCGUAUUUACAACAAACAACGUAUUUUUUUCUGUUUAAUAUUUUUAUUUUUAAGGGACAGGAAUGUUUUUGGGGGUUUGAAAGUUUAACUGAGUUGAGAGAUAAUAUGACGAGAUAAAUGAAAAACGAGAUUCGUGAAAAUGGUAGAAAAAAAGAUAUUUAUUAUUUUUUUAUGCGUUCUACAAAGUUUUUUUCACGUUUUUUCAAGUCAUUCGAAAUAACGUUUUUCUCAUUUUUUGGAAGAUUUGGCGAAAAAAAGCUCAUUUUUGGAUAUUUUGGUGCGAGGAGCGAAAUCAAGAUCAUUUUGAACUUUUCUUAAAUUGAAUCGGACAAGAAUCCCUGAAGAGUUGUAUAUAAGAUUGACCAGUUUCAAAUGUAAGAGGGUGAAAAAUGGAUAACAAGAAAGGAAAAAGUCACAAUUUCGUACUUUUUCUGACGACUUCUGCUCAAACGACGAACUUUUCGUAGUCCUCGGCGCUGAGCUGGACGAUCCAGACCCGUCCCAGACUCUGACGACGUUCCACCCGCUUCAAAUAGCACCGAAAUGUAGCCAAAGAUAUGAGAAUGACGAGAAACGAGAGCAGACCGAGGGCUCCCGAGCACAGCUGAGCCAUUUUAAUGAAUCUUCCUGAUUGCCCAAAAAUGUUGACGCACUUGUCCCCCCACCACCCAAAAACACAGCUGAUCCUUGAGGCGUUAUGGAGUUUUUCACUCUCGAAAUUGUUGGGUUGGUGUCGAACUGGUUUUCGACCAUUCAGCGACCAGUUAAUUAAAGAAUUCGUGCGAAAAUAAUGGAAAAAAGACGAACUUUCAACUUUUUUUUGGUCGUUUUGAAUUAGAAGUCGUUGGCUGAAGCUCCGCCCCUAAAAGAUAAGCCAAUCAGAGAGCUUUUUCGAAUGACGUCAUUGUAGUUGUAUUUCAAAAUCUGAACGGACUAUUGUAGUUUUUAGAUUUUUUUUGAUGUGUUUGAGAGAAAAUCUGAACGAAAAUUGAAGGCACAGGGCAGGGUAGAAAUAGAAAAUAUCUUUUUCAAGUGCCUAUUUUAUUUUUGCUGUAAAAAAAAUAAUUUAGUUGCUAAAUUAUUAUAAAUUUCUACUAUAGCUUGAUAUUUAUGAAGGCUUUUUUUCUGGAAAAUCAGGAAAUAAUUCUGAAUGUUCAUUGACAAACUUUUUCGAAUCAGAAUGCAAGGAGGCUGUCUCAAAGGUUAUUUAACUAAAAAAAGAUAUUUUUUUGAGAAAUAUCCUGAAAAAAAUACCUUUACCUUCGAUAAACUGCUGAUUAUUAAUUGAGUUAGCAGGUGCUACCAGAUUUUUGAUUUUUGAAUAAUCUUUCGAAAAGAUAUAUAUAAAUAAGUUUUUGGAAACGGCUGCUUUUUCAUUUCGACAAACUUUUUUUCAUAUUUGAAAAAAAUAAAUUUGCGCUGAACUUUUUGGAAAAAUAUUUUUUUAAGGUUUCAGCAUUUUUUUGUAAGUAUGAACUGAUUUUCGAAUUUUUUCAAAGAUAAUCAGCUAAAAUUUGAAUGAAAUUUUAUUAAAAUAAGGUCAAUUCUGACUAUGACAACCAUCAUGUUUAUUACCCCCAAUGGGUGUACCUUUAUUUAAAACAAAAAAACUUCAAUCAUCUCUAUUUUUGAUCAACGUGUUACUCAAUCGAGUUUAAACGAACUACUAAUAUCCAAAUCCAAAAAAGCAAAGUUCUAGAUGUUCCGUUUCAGAGCAAUUCUGGAGAAAAUACCGACGCCGGUCGUUUCGCGACUCCACAGAACGUCGGAGACGAUGUCGCGGACGUCUUCCAUCAACACGAUGUCGUCUGGACACUCCAACUACCUCGAAAAGGUCCAGAGGAAGCACAAUUCCUCGGAAAUGGUUCGAAAUGCACCGAAAUUCCUCAUUUUGAAGUUGAUUUUUGUAGCAAGGCGACAGGAAAGAAGACUGGGAGCAGGUCUUCAAAUUGGCCUCUUCGACCCGUUCGGAAGUCAAAUCGACGUCGUUCCUGGCCGACCAGUACACGGAUAUCAAGGACUCCAACUGGGCCUUCAAGUUCGACUUCAAGCCCUGGGUUUCCAAUUAUGAAAUCACUGAGGUGCCGGAAAAUAUGGGGAAAAAGGAAAGAGAGAUUUUUGCAGGUGUUUUUCAAAAACUUCUGCUCUUUCUUGGAUCGCGAGUCGACGCAGAUGGAGAUGGACUUCGGACCCGGCGUCAACUCGCCGCGGACUUCCGAGAGCAUUUCUGGAAAGGUGGGGAUAGGAAAAUUCGAGGCUCCACAAAAGUGUUUUUUUUUCUAUCCUGGGAAGGCUUGUCCCCUGCAUGGAUUGAGUAGACCUAGUGUCAAAAAUUUUCAAUUUUUAUCUUCAGACUGAAACACUCGGUUACAAGUUGAGAUGUUUUCUUGAAGUUGCCUAAAACAAAAGCUGAAAAAAUUGAAAUGGCCCUCUGACAGCAAUAAAGCUUAUUAGUUAAAGAAUCUAGUUUGAAAAAAAGUUUUUUUAAAUACCAUUCCAUCUUGUAGGAUCACGACUAACCUGUUUUUUUGCUCAAUAAACUCGAAAAAAAUUUCUCAGCUGUCUUAAAAAUUCAUUUUUCGCGAACCUGUUAACUUUUCCUUCCUAGAUUCAACGAAUUCAUUAUAAUAAAAUUAGUUUCGUAGAAGUUUUAUUUUUUUCGAAAGGAAAAUGGGCCUAUGUGAGGAGAAUCUGUUGAUUAAUAAAAAAAAUUUAGCUGAGAAGUUUUUUUCUGUAAACCUUUUUCUCAAUUUUUCCAGCAAAAAAAUAUGCUUCUAAUAGCUGUCAGUUCAUCAUUUUUCGAUUUUGUAUGACUUUCUUAACUUGAAAAUAAUUUCUAGCAAGUUUCUGAGCUCUUUUUGAAUUUUUUUGUAAAUUUGGCGACGUUUUUCUAAAUUUCGUUUUGUGAACGUUCACGCUGUUCUCUUUCAAGAAAUUGACGGAAAUUAGAAAAAAUUUAGAAAAACAACGUAUUAUUGAAGUUUUUCCAGGCCGUGAGCCCAUCUACUGCGAUCUCCCCGCAAGUUUCCAUGGAACCCCGGGCUUAUGACCGUCUUCCGUCGAACCAGAGCACCUCAGACAUGAUGUUCACCAAGAUGGAUGCUCAGGUUUGUAGAGUAUAAAGAAAAAUAAAGAGAAAAUUGAGAUUUUCGUGAAAUUUGACUCACCUUUGACGAAAAAUAACGACAUAUUUUCAAAGUAAUGCCAUGUUCAAAAUGAUUCCACGAAAUUCAAAAUUGCCGUCAGAGAGUGAGGAAGAUAAAUGAGUUUUGGAGAGUCAGAGAUAACUUUGAAUUUUGUGGAAAUUACUUUGAAAACGACACAAAAAAGAAUACGGAAGAACAAAAAAUCAUAAAUAUCAUAUGUAGUUCAAUUAAUUAUCAAAACUUUACAAACCCUUUACUUUCAAACAAAUCCGAAUUUUCAGAGCGAAGAAGGCCUCCGAAGCAUCUCGGCAGGUAGACUGGAACACCUGGCGAAGAUUCUGGAGCCGAUCCGACCCCUGCAUCUGAUGUUCCGCGACUACUGCUGCUACCAGAACCGCCCUCCGAUUCUCGUUUUCUGGUUCAUCAAGAUGGCCCGACAUCGUCUGCACCGUCUCACCCUCCACAACCUCCAGGCCGUCACGCCCGUCGAUGCUCAUGACGUCAUCUCCUUGGCCAACAUCGAGAUCUUCAACGUCGUCCAGCCGGUUGGUUUCAGGAGAAAUUCGUGUGUACUGAAAAUCUUAAAAACGAGCACACAACUUUUUCAAAUUGUAGAAAGCUCAUGAAAUGAGGGGAAGAAUUUUUUCAGGGAAACCUAGGCUAAAAAGAGAACAAUCCAGAACCUCGCCAAUCUGCUUUAAUUCAUUUAUGAACAUCAAAACCGCUUAAAACAAAGGAUCUUGUUCAGGAGAGCCAUCCGAACGUGCUGAUCAAAGGGACGUUGCUGCUGAACUGGCUGCGCCUGCCUCUGAACGAGAGGAAGAAGAUCUCGAUCAACUUGACCGGCUGCCGCGAACUCAGCGCCCCCGGGAUCGCCGCCUUCGUUAUGGCCUGGAAGUCGACGGCCGAGCCGGCCAUCUUCACCCAGUUCUCCCUCGACGGCGACUCCUUCAGAUUCCACGAGAUCUUCGUCGAGAUCGAGUACGCUCAAAGAGGGGUAUGUCAGAGAUAUUCAAGAUCUGAAACCAUUGAACUGCUUGUAGAUGAUGGAGAAGACGAACAAGAAGCAGGCCGAGACGGGCUCCGAUAGGACAUUGCUCAAGAAGACCCUGGUCGUUCGUCAUCGUCGUGUCGCCAACGUUCAGAUCACCUUGGCCUACGCCAAUGAGUAUGUAGAUGAUCAGAAGAGCCAGCUCCAACGUGACAUUUUCAGCCGAAUCAUGCUCACCUGCAACGAGGUCGACAUCCCCAAGGCGAUGCCGACGAAACUGGCCCGGCCUCAUUCCUUCGCAGUUCUCAACGAUUCGCUCUCCAAGACUUGGUCCACCGAGUCGCUCAAGUCCUUGGCCCCGCCUAGUGAGUUCCGAGCGGAUAGGAAAAAUUUAUAUCUUUUCAAGAAACAAAAACAAAAAGCGAGCUUUUUCAGUUGAUUUUCAAAAGUUGAAGUCUGAAGGACAUAAUAAAAAGGAACUGUUUCAGAACUGCUCCGUCCCUUGUCGCAGACGUCGAUGCGAGGCGGCAACGCGUCGUCGGCGACUUCGGCCGCGUCAGUUUGUCGCGGCGACGGCUCCACCGACGACUACAUCGAGCAGCCGAACCUCGUUAACCGAUUCAUCCGAUUCUUGGCCACCUGA
This is a messenger RNA of Caenorhabditis auriculariae, 5328 nucleotides long. The record is from the annotation of a GenBank genome assembly. Lineage: Eukaryota; Metazoa; Nematoda; Chromadorea; Rhabditida; Rhabditidae.